AUGAACGACAUUCGAAUGCACAAAUUAUAACAAUUCCUUACUAAAUCAAACAUAUUUCAAAAUAAUUUAAUACAAUAGAUAGAAAGAUAAAAACUAACAAUCUCUAAUGAUGUUGAACUUAAAAAUUAAUCAUAGAUUUAAGAAAAAUAAAUUCAUGUUGUUCGUCCUUAUUAAACUGAUUUUGAUAAAGAAAUGUGUAAAAUUAUAAUAUAUCCUUAGAUCUAAUGGCUAAACCAUUGAUUUAACCUUUAAUUUAAUUAAAUAUUGUUAGUAAACCAGAAAUCAAUAAUGUGAAUUUAUCAAACUAAUUGCAUAACUAAUUAGAUAAAGCUAUUAAGAGAUCUGAGAAUUUUCUAACUCUAAAAAAACAACCAAAUUAUUUUCUCAAUCAAUUAAAAUAGUAAAACAAAUAGAAUCAACUAACAGAAAAGAAAUAGUAAAAUUAAAUUUCUACUAAAGAAAUAAAAUAGAUUGAUUCAAAUAAUUAUGAUUUCAAAGUAAUUAAUAAAAGACCAUUAUCUGAUUAAACAGUUGGAAUAAAACUACCAAAAUCUAUCAAAGAAAUUUAUUAAAUAGGAUAAACUAAUGAAGAUUUAUAAGCCAAUGAUGAAUCCUUUUGUUAUAAAGAAGAAAUCAAUUCAUAAUAAUAAGUGAAUAAAAUUGAUUUUGAUUGUCUACUAAAUAUUGCUGCUGGUUAAGUAGAUGAACGUACUAUGUCUGAAUUAGUUAAAAAUGUUAUUGUAGCCAAAAAGAAGGAAUUAAAUAACCCUCUUUUAAAUAAUUCUAUUGAACAAUGUGAUGUUUCAGUUUAAGCUUAACCAAUAAAAGAAGAUUAAUAAGUUCAAAUAUCAUCUAAAGCUAUGCCUAGUGUUUAAAAUGUUUUAAAUGGAAUUCGUUUAGCAAAAAAUUAAUAUUAUUUAAGUUAAGAAAAAUAAGAAUGCAAAACUAUCAUUCGUGAACAUUUAGAAGAAUUAAUGUAAAUCUUAAUGUAAGGCUAUCCUCAAUAAUCUGGAUUGAGUUAAUCACUUGAUUUUUUACUCUCUCUUAAAAAAUAAGAACUUUCUAUACCAUUAGAAGGAAUGAGUAAAUUGGAAUUACUCUAUAUAUUUGUUAAUGAGUAUAAAGCUUUUUAAAUGCUUGAUUAAGCUUCAUCUUCUUCAAAUUAAUUAAAUUAAACCAUAAGUAAGCGAUACUUAAAACCUACAAAACCGGCUUAAAUGAAGACAUUUAAAAAAAAAUGA
This is a messenger RNA of Paramecium sonneborni, 1241 nucleotides long. The record is from the annotation of a GenBank genome assembly. NCBI's taxonomy places the organism in Eukaryota, Ciliophora, Oligohymenophorea, Peniculida, Parameciidae.